AUGAAUGUUGUGCGAGAGAUCAACAAGAUAAACGAGCUCGAGCUCAAUCUCAAUACAACUGGGUCCUGGCACGACGAUUACAAGGAUUCUGCGUAUAUCUUUGUUGGAGGUCUGCACUCCGACCUUACAGAGGGCGAUGUAAUAGCUAUCUUUUCUCAAUAUGGCGAAGUUAUGGAUGUUAACCUUCCUCGAGAUAAGGAUACCGGGAAGACGAAGGGCUUCGGAUUCCUCAUGUACGAGGACCAAAGGUCAACCGUCCUGGCAGUGGACAACCUCAAUGGGGCGACCGUACUGGAGCGCACCUUGCGUGUGGACCAUGUGAAGAACUACAGGCAGCCCAAGGUCAAGGGCGAAGACGGAGAGAUGGUUGAGCGCGAGGAGCAGAGUCUGAACGCGAGACCAGAGGCGAUCAUGGACGACGACGCUGCGUCUGAGUCUCCAGAAUCCUCUCAGCCUCCUAUCGAUCCCGAGGACCCGAUGUACGAAUAUCUGGUAGCAAAGCGUAAAGAAGAGAAGGCGUUGAAGAAAGCGGAGAAAUCCAAGUCGAAGUCGAAGUCGAAGUCGAAGGGGAAGCACAAGGACGAAACGCCAGAAGAAAGACAUGCACGGAAGGAGCGCAAAAGGAUGCGCAAGAAUUUGGGAAAGUCAGAGGGUAUGAAAGGGGUGGAGAAGUUACUGAACUCACUCCAAGGCAGAGACAGGGCAGAACGAGAUACCCGCAGAUACAGUAGUCCACCGCCCGACCGGAGCAGGUCUCGAAGCAGGACGCCCCGCCGUGAGAGGGUUAUCGAGGACCGUCGCUAUUCGCCCGAGAGAAGGUCACGGACUCGAUAUUCCGCACGGGAAGAAGGCUCGCAUCGCAGGUUGCGUUCAAGAUCACGUUCCCCUACGAGGUUUCACGGCGACGAGCGUGCGAGCGGACAUGAUGAUAUGGACGACGACAGCAGACCACCAAUGCGAAAACGUAUGGGUUACGACUGA
Molecule: messenger RNA, 981 nt
Organism: Sparassis crispa
Lineage: Eukaryota; Fungi; Basidiomycota; Agaricomycetes; Polyporales; Sparassidaceae
Exons: 5
Coding region: 1-981 (326 amino acids)
Biological process (GO): mRNA splicing, via spliceosome
Cellular component (GO): U2 snRNP; catalytic step 2 spliceosome; precatalytic spliceosome
Molecular function (GO): RNA binding
Source: RefSeq, a predicted model, not a curated record